Molecule: messenger RNA, 3986 nt
Organism: Patella vulgata (common limpet)
Lineage: Eukaryota; Metazoa; Mollusca; Gastropoda; Patellidae
Product: tubulin-specific chaperone D
Exons: 37
Coding region: 7-3555 (1182 amino acids)
Biological process (GO): bicellular tight junction assembly; microtubule cytoskeleton organization; post-chaperonin tubulin folding pathway
Cellular component (GO): lateral plasma membrane
Molecular function (GO): GTPase activator activity; beta-tubulin binding
Source: RefSeq, a predicted model, not a curated record
ACAAAUAUGGCGGUCGACAAAGUGGACAUGCAAAACCCUGAUGAUAUUGAAAACACUUCCGACUGUUGUUUUCAUGAAGAAUUUAAAGAUUUAGCCGAAGUAAAAGAUUUAAUUUCCAAACUUCCCGAUAUCUACAAUGAUCAGACAAAACGGGAACUGUCAUUUGAGAGAAUUACACAAAUUGUUGAUUAUUAUCAAGCACAACCGCACCUGAUAGAUCCUCAUAUUGAAUUGAUAUUGACAGACUUACUCAAAAUAACAAGAAGCAAUGAUAGUCCAACAGAAUUAAUAAAUGAGGCAUUUAAGUAUGUCUAUCUUAUAACAAAGAUGAGAGGUUAUAAAGUUAUAGUCCGUUUUUUACCACAUGAAGUAGCAGAUGUUGAACCUGUUAUGGCGUUACUAGUCAAACAAGAUCCUACAGAUUUUACGUGCUGGGAAACAAGAUAUAUUAUUUUACUCUGGAUGUCCAUGUUAUGUAAAAUACCAUUUGAUUUAACCAGACUUGAUGCCUCUGGAAAAGCUGGUCAGAAAGAACCUAUUAUGGACAGAAUUUACAAACUAGGACAGAGUUACUUGACUGUUAAUGAUAAAUCAAGAGAUGCUGCAGCCUUUAUGAUGAGUCAGUUUGUCACCCGACCAGAUGUCAGUAAAGUCAAAUUAUCCCCGUUUCUAGACUGGGCACUUCAAACUUUACGUGAAGCUGAUUGUGAAACUAUGUUGGGUAUAAACAAAGCUUGUGGUGUUUUAUCUACUAUAGCUUUAUUAUAUAAACAUGGAAAAAGAGAAGAUGUCUUACAAUAUGCCCCCAAAGUUCUUGAUGGAAUAAGUGAAUGUAAUUUAAAAGAAAAAGAAAAUUCAAUUCUGCGGAAGAUAGCAAUUAAAGUGACUCAAAGAUUAGGCCUCACAUUCCUGAAGACACAAGUUAUAUCCUGGAGAUAUAAUCGUGGAAAUCGAAGUUUAGCCAGUAAUUUACAGUCAAAUAAAGACGAUACAGUAGUUAAUAAACAGGUAAAUACUAUACAGGAUGACGAGGGACAUGAAGAUAUACCAGAAUCUAUUGAAGAAAUAUUAGGUGAAUUAUUAGAAGGACUGCGAGAUAGAGAUACUAUUGUCAGAUGGUCAGCAGCUAAAGGUAUUGGUCGUGUAACUGGGCGAUUACCUAGAAGUUUAGCUGAUGAAGUUGUAGAAUCUGUUUUACAAUUAUUUACGUUACAGGAAACAGAUGGAGCAUGGCAUGGAGGUUGCCUAGCAAUAGCUGAAUUAGGUAGAAGAGGAUUAUUAUUACCAGAAAGAUUACCUACAGUUGUACCAGUAGUGUUAAAAGCUCUAGCAUAUGAUGAAAGAAAAGGUAAUUUCUCUGUUGGGUCACAUGUUAGAGAUGCUGCCUGUUAUGUCUGCUGGGCUUUUGCUAGAGCUUAUGAACCUGAAGAAAUCAAACCUUUUGUUAACAGAAUUGCUAAUGGGCUGAUUAUAGCAACUAUAUUUGAUAGAGAAGUUAAUGUCAGGAAAGCAGCUUCUGCAGCAUUUCAAGAAAAUGUGGGAAGACAGGGCAUAUUUCCACAUGGCAUAGAUAUAGUUACAACAGCAGAUUAUUUUGUAGUUGGUAAUAGAUCACAGUGCUAUCUAGAAAUAAGUGUAUACAUAGCUCAAUUUGAAGAAUAUACAGAAAGUUUAGUUAAUCAUCUGGUGAAUGUUAAAAUAUCACAUUGGGACAGUGCAAUAAGGGAGUUAUCUGCUGAAGCUCUCUACAAUUUAACAGCUACAUGUCCACAAUAUAUGAUUAAAACUGCUUUACCAACUAUAUUAAGUAGAACAACUAGUAUAGAUUUAUUUAUGAGACAUGGUGCAGUAUUAUCAGCAGCUUAUAUUACACAUGCAUUAUAUAAUUAUGCUCUUCAGAACAAACAAAAAAUUCAGGAUAUUUUAGAUAAAACAAUAUUAGAUGAAUUAGCUGACAUUGCUUCAAAGUUACAGAAUGCCAAUCUAUUUAAAGGCUUAGGAGGUGAAUUAAUGAGAAAAGCAGUUUGUUGUUUAAUAAACAAGUUAUCCAUAUCUAAAAUACCUGUACAUGGUAAACCUGUUGUAGAUUUAUGGCAGGACAUUAUAGAUGAUUGUUUGUUACAUGUAGAACCAGAAGUUCAGGCAUCUGCUGUUGAUGCUCUACCGACUAUGAUAAGUGAAUACUAUACCAGGGAAGAAAUUAUACUACAGCAGAAACAAGGUGAAAUUAUUAAAAGGUACUUAAAUUAUUUGAAAUCAAGUACUCAAACCAUAAGAUGUGGUUUUAGUUUAGCAUUAGGAUCUUUACCUAAAGCCAUGUUAAAUGGACGUCUCAGAGCUGUACUGGAUGGUUUAAUUAAAACUAGUCAGAUAGUGCCAGGACAGGAAGCAAUGGCUGAAUCUAGACGAGAUGCAAUAAAGGCCAUUACAAGUUUAUGCAAAACUGUGGGUGUAGAAGAAAAUGGAAGUUGUGAUAGUGUUUUAACAAAAGAUAACAUACCACAGAUAUAUGAAGCUUUCCUGGCAGCCAUGUUAGAUUAUACCCUUGAUAGCCGUGGAGAUGUAGGAGCAUGGGUGAGAGAAGCUAGUAUGUCAGGAUUAUUAGAAUUAACAAUAUUAGUUGUAAAUACUGCUCCGAAUUUAAUAACUACAAACAUAUGUGAAAAGAUGGUUGGAUGUUUAGUUCAGCAAUGUUGUGAAAAGAUUGACAGAACAAGAGCUCAUGCUGGAAAUAUAUUUUAUCAACUUCUUUAUCUUGCUCCUAGUGUUCCUAACAUUCCUCACAAAGAAUUUUUGUUGAAAGUCUUUUCUCAAUCCAACUUUAAUGCAACUGGACUAGACCAAAUUAACUGGGCUGCUCCGUCUGUUACGUUUCCAUUGUUUAUAAAGUUACUUGAAGUACCUGUCUAUACAUAUAGAGUAUUAGUAGGUACAUGUGUGAGUGUAGGUGGCCUAACAGAAUCAUUGGUACAGAAUUCCAGUCAGGCAUUAUUUCACUAUAUAAACUCAAUUGAAAAAGAUCAAAGUAAAUUAAAACAUUUCUGUGAUACUUUGUUACAAAUCUACUCUGAUUAUCUAAAAGUCAAUAGAGUAUCAAUACCAUUAUUAAAGAUGACAGAUCAGUUAUUAUCCCGUGCUUCUUUAGAUAAAUACCUAUAUUCUGAAGGCUGUACUAUGUCUGUGUCUUUAUGUGAAUGUGUAAAGAGAGAAAUACAAAGGUCUGCUGAUCCACAGAAGUUAAUGGCCAGUGCUGAUGUAUUUUGUGGAUUGCUUCCAUUUCAAGAAGCUAGGAAGAAAGUUUUGUUUCAACUUAUGGUUUUCUUAUGCCACAGAUAUCCGAGGGUUCGGAAGACUACAGCAAAUAAAUUAUAUGAAGCUUUAUUAAUGUAUGAUGAUGUCAUCUCAGAUGAGAUUAUUGAAGAAGUACAAACAACACUCUGUGAUACUGACUGGGAUUUACCUGUAGAUCAGCUCCGUCCUAUAAGAAAUAAUCUAUGUGAUUUGAUGGGUGUCAAUAUACCUGUUAUAAAGGGUCAGACAGCUGGUACUUCCUGAAAUCAUCAAGAUGAAAACUUUAUCUUCUAUUAUAAGUCAAUAAAUUGUGAUUGCAUUUUCAGUAACUAUAAGACAAAUAUUACAAUAUUUAUGUCGUAAGCCUGGAAAUAUCAACAUUCAAUUCUUAUUUAUAAACUUUUAUCUGCCUUUAAAAAUGCACAUUAUUUUUAGAAUGAGCUGAUAAAGAGGGCAUAGGGUUGUUUUAGAGUUGGCUAUUCAAAUACUCAGGCAACCAGUGGUUUAAGUACAACUAGAGUUAAUUCACAUCAUGAAUUCCAUGAAGCUUUAUAACCCAAUGUGCUGUUUAAUAUAUUACACUUUAAAUUGUGUAGAAUUAUGUGAUGCAUAUUAAAAGUGCUAUAAAAAUAAACUUUGCUUUUGUAGAGUUUUUCACUCUAUUUAUUUAUGUACAAUAAAACAAACAAACAUAA